Durio zibethinus is the source of this 397-nucleotide messenger RNA. The record is from RefSeq and is a predicted model, not a curated record. Lineage: Eukaryota; Viridiplantae; Streptophyta; Magnoliopsida; Malvales; Malvaceae.
CUCAACAGGGAAUCUAGUAGUUAUCUCAGCUAUAUAUACCUUCGCAUAUUGGAGGUUCAGCAUUGUGCAAAGCUCUUAAAAAAUGGCAUAUCUUCAACUAUUCUUCUUUAUUAUUGUGGCUUCUCUUCCAUUCAUGUUUGUUUCUCCGUCUCAUUCCUCUUUAGAUUAUGGUAAUGUUAAGACUUUGUCUCAUGCCAAAAAUAAUGAGAAGGUUACUUUGUCUCUGUACUAUGAAACUUUAUGCCCAUAUUGUGCCUCCUUUAUCUCAGAUGACCUUGUGAAGGUCUUCCAGAGUGAUCUUAAUACCAUUGUCAAUCUCAGGUUGGUCCCUUGGGACAAUGCUCUCAUUGUUAACAAUAGAACCCUUUGCCAGGUCAGAUGUCCUUUCUUCUUCUGA